CUCCCUUUGUCUAUGUAAAUAAAUAAAAUUAAAUAAUAAUCUAUGUAAAUAUUUCCCAUAAUUCGAAAGUUCCCUUAAUUCCGUUUUAUAUUUAGAUAUUUAGCAUUUAAAAUGCCUAGCUGACCAUUUUAUUAAUAUGCGGUUUUACAGUACAGUGUUUUUUUGGAAUACCUUACUACAAUCAUGGAUCCACACUUUCACAGGCCUGUUUUGGAGGGUAUUUUAUUUGUACCCCCAAGUGGAAAGAUAUUAAAGAAAGCUUGGCAAAAGAAACAUGCGGCCCUGUUCAAACGUAGCCGCACAGGCAUCGCCCGCAUCGAACUGUAUGACAACGAAAUAAAAACGGGACCACCGAAAAUCAUAACUCUUGAGGAUGUGAUUAAAAUCACACCGAAAACAACAAAUAUACUGCAUAUUGUAACUAGAAAUUCUGAUAUUGAAUUCAGUGCCUCUUCCGAGGAAAGUCUGCACAAUUGGCACAAGGCCAUUAGUGGUGUGGCAUUUCCCGACGAGAGGAGUGAAGUUAGCGAGGUCGAACAGGAUAAUGAUUUAUAUUGUUCUACUAAUGAAGGUAUUUUCUUGGUAAAACUUCACACAUCAGAGGCAUCGCUGCGUUGCAAUCUCGACAGUACUGAAUAUAUUCUAAAAGUAGAAGCGACUGCCUUACAGUUACGCAGUUUAGAUGAUAAUAAAGUGCUCUACACUUGGCCAUUUAGUUUUAUAAGGAAAUACGGGUAUAAAAGUGGGAAAUUUACGUUCGAGGCCGGUAGAAAAUGCGCCUCGGGUGAGGGCACUUUUUACUUUGAGCAUCCUAAUCAUGGCGAGAUUUAUCGGUAUGUAACCUCAAAAAUGAAAAGCAUGCGCCAAAUCCUUCGUGGCAAAGCAAGUCCCUCCCUCACUGACUGCAGUAAAGAUCUCCAACUCCUCACCGCGCUCAGUAUGGAGGCCGGUUCUCGAAAUCCCCUGCCACUGUCCACCUCUAUCCAAAGCUUCGCCGACUCGGAACUUCACGUAGCGCCCUCUACAUUGACCUCCAUCGAAAACUUAAGCGGUCCGAUUAGCACCCAUUCUGCUCCAAUUUUCAACGAGUCAUUGACGCGCAUGCCGAGAACGCUGAACUCCACCUCGAAUUUGUUUUUAAAUUUAAAUAAAUUCAGUACUGCGCCCAAACCGAUGGUACACAUUAACCGCAAUAGAGAGUAUACGCAGGUCGACCAGAUAGCGGAGAACGCGGCAUUACAUAAUAAUAAUUAUGACGAGGUGAAUAAUAUUACGGAGGCAUGGAAACAGAUGGGUAUGGAAGAAGAGGAUAGUUAUAAUAUUAAAAGGAAUGAUAAGGUGAGGAGGCUGAUACAUGGAGGGAAAAGAAAGGAGGAGCCGAGACCGGCGGUACCGUAUUAUCCUCAGCAGAAGGUAAAACAAGUGUAUAAACCCGAUGACACCUCUACCCCGAGCGAUCCCUGCGAAUACGCCUCGUGGGGCCCCAUAAACAAUCUUAACUUCGACAGAACCUCCCCGUGCUCCUCCACCUCAAAGGCUGUGAUACAAAAACUGAAUAACUUAGAUCGAGACAAUUACGACCACCUCAACUUUUUCGGACCGGUUAACACGAACAGAACCGACAACAAUUCCGACUAUAAAGAAGUGAAAAGUCCGCUAGGGGUCGCACCGCCCAAACAGACGAUCGUGAUUGGCCGAAACGAGUACGAGUUGGUGGGCGAGCCAGAAGGUGUCCGAUCCGCGGACGAUUCACAUUUGGGGUAUGCCACCGUGAGGGCGAAGAGUUUGAAUAGGAGCAUGCGCCAUUUGGAGGUGAACGCUCAAACUUAUGCUGUUAUCGAUAAGACUAAGCGAUAGUAUUUUGUUAAGUAUUAUUUUUUCUACUUUGUUUGGGUUUGGUUUAGACUGAUCGUACGUUGAAUUUUAAGUUUUCUUCCAGAAUUGAGUAUUUUCAUUGACUUUUCCUUAAUGUGAAAAAAAAGUAUGUUUUGUAAUUAUGUGAUUCAUUUUAUUUAUUUAGCAAUUGCAAAGGCAUUUUUUUAAGUAUAGAUGUUGCGUUUUUCGAUAAAACACAGUUGUAUUGAUUGACACAAAUUUACUGAUUAAUUGGAAGUCUCGUCUUAUACAAAACUAGAAUUAUUGGCUGAAUGCUAAAAGAGACUGACCACUUACUCGGCCGAUUUAAUUUUUUACUCAGGCGGUAAGAGAAUGAAAUAGAGUGUAUUUCAUAUGACUGUAAUAUAAUGAAGUUAUAAGUACAUAAAUAUAAUAUCUACAAUAAUAGGCAUACUUGCUUGAUAGAUGCUUGAAAGGAGAAAGGUCAUAAGCGACAAUUUAUUGAUUUUCUAGCAGGACGAUUUAAACAUUUUUUUUUUUUGAAAAUAAUUCAUAACUUUUCAUGCCAUUUAUAAUUUUGGCAACUGCAAAUAAAAUUUUGGGUCAUUCUUUUUCUUUUCCUUAGUUUAAAUAAUUAUUAAUUCCAUAUGAGGUCGAGAUAAUGUCGGUUAAGUAAAUUAGUUAUUAAAACAAAUUCAAGUAUAAAGACUUAAAUCCAACAAUUAUGAAAUAUGAAUCGAUGUAAAAAGUCUUAACCACCAAUAAGACCUCGUAUUUAAAGCAGGUAAAACAGGUUAGGUGCCACAUAGAAAACGCAAAGCAAGAUAAAUGAUUAUCCGGGGGUGUAUAAAUAAAUCUUGGUCAAUCAAUGGUACUCGUAUAAUUAACACAUGCUCGUUUGAUUAUAAUAGUAAAUUUCAAUUGGUCUAAAUAUAAGUUGUGCUGUAUUUGAAACGCAUUGAAAAGUAUCAAAAAACCAUUAAAAUUUUAUCUUCAAAUCUAUGACAAAAAAUGCAGAAAAAAGAACGUUGAAUUCUUUAAUAUCAAAUCUUAAAACUAAAGUAACAAACUAAUAAUAAACAAAAUAAACUUUUCACGUUUGGUAAAUGAAUUUUAGCUUUAAAAAUCUAUGGCAGAAAAAACACUGGAUUCUUGAAUUGCUAGCAAAAGUAAUAAACAAAAAAAAAAUUACAUUUGGAAAAUGUCUUCAUCUUCUAUGUGUUUCAUUCAAUUAAUUUCUAAUAGUAGGAAUGUUGACAUAUUCAUUAUGAAACAGGGCUGGAAUUACCUUAUUCGUACAUAAUUUAACUAAAUCAUCAUGUUUUAGCUUUGAUAUGGGAAUAGGGGAUUUAUAACAACCUUUUGGAGUUACUCUUACUUUUGACUGAACUUUAAUACCAAAGCUUGGUGCCUCCUUAUCCAUACAAUUUUUAAUUAUUAUUUUAUUAGGAUCUUUCUUCUUAAAUGUGCAUAUACGGAUUUUGCUUAUUUUUCCUGGGAGGUUUCCUUUAAAAUAUUUGUCUGCUAGCGUAUCCCACUUAUUAAAAAUCUUUAUAGGUCAAAUAUUGUACUUUAUAGGGUCUUGGAUUCUGUCUUGCUGUCUCAAAAACUGUGUACCACUGGGAAGGAGCCCAAAUUAUGGAAUGUUUUGUAUUUCUCUCAAUCACUGCGUGCACUGAAUCGACCGGCAUAUAUGUGUGUCCUGUGAGUAAAAAGUUUAUUUGGAUAGUUUCAAUAAAUUUACAAUUUUGUAGGGUCGCAUGUAACAUAGCUAGAAUAGUCCGGUUCCUGUUCUGGCCAGGACAGCAAUCACAUUAAAAGAGCAAACGAGUAACAGACUCACGUUUGUCAACCAAGCAAAUAUAGUUGUGUAAAAUAGUUGUCAUUUCAUUUGCUCCACGUUUUCCAUUUACUUCGUCCCAAUAGUAGCAAAAUACAUCACGUGUGCAACUCUCAUAAAAAGUAGGUUAUACACCGAUAACUUGCGUGAAUAGUAUAAAAGCAUACUUUCGCCUUUGGGUGUAUUCAACACUUUCUGUAAAUCAAAACUCACACAUAGAGUUCCAGAGUCGCUUUUGAAAAUGUUCUGGUGUGCUUUAAAACGGUUGUAGGAAUGUUCCUUUUCAGCUAAAUGCUUUAUCUUUGCUUGCUGCAUAACUUCAUCAGUGAUAUCUGAUCUCUCAAAUCUGAGACAUUGAAGAUAUUUAUCUUUUUUAGGAAUGUGGAAUCCAAUAUUGUAAUCUGCGUUAAAAACAUUCCUAAACACCCUCUCCCCAACAACGUCUAUUCCUUGUGUAAGGUGAACCUUUUUGUAAACUUGAUAUAAAUUAGAUAAGAUUUUAAACUCCUGCGGCAAAUACACACGAUUUGAAUCUUUUCGAGCAUAGUGGGAUAGAAUGGCCGGAAGGGAUUUAAUAAAGUUUCAAGAAUGAAACCACAAAACUGCAACCUUGGCAGUCUCUUUGGUUUUGUUUGGUGGAAUGCUCUUCCCUCGCAUAUCUUCUUGGGCAGAACCAAAUGAUGCGUUACUUAUUGUAUAAUAAAUAAAUUUCUGAGACACAUCUAACGUACAAGCUAAGAAUUGAAGGCAAACUGCGCGUUUGUCUUCACCUUCGUUUAUAAAAUACUUAAAAGUGUACUGGCGUUUUUCUGAUCCAGUAGAUCUUUUUCGUUUAACUGGUAAUUUCUCUUCAGUCACAAUUUCACAGUUGUUGCCGCAUUUUUUACCUGUACACGGAUUGGGCUUUAGUUUUUUGGCAGAGACUAAAGUGCCGUCGCUUUUUGUAUAUUCCUGGCCGGAUUUUUUGGCUUUCUUUUUAACUCUCUUUUUAUUUUCUUUUUUAAUAACGCUGCCGAGUUUUCCAACAAUACUUUCCUUCUCCCCAUUACCUGUUCCUUCAUUGCCAUUUUUUUGCUUCUGCUUCUUUUCCACACGUUCACAACUAUUUCUAGAUGAAGAAUCAGAUUCUCCUUCCCAUAAAUCCGAAUCGUCACUUCCAUAAACCUCUGCUAAGAAAGCUUCGUUUUCAGAUAAAUAAUCCAUGUAUGCCAAAGUUUUUCCUUUUUUAUUUCAUUUCAAAUUUAAGUGAUUUUCUUUUUAUGACUGUUGAAUGACCAGGACAGUUUAAAAUGUUGUUUGUUUCCAACACGUUUUGUUCACUAUGAGUUAGAAAGGAACUAUUAGCGGGUUGAUUUGUUAGUAAUCCUGCUAAAUGAUCUGAGGUAACCGGUUCUGCUAUAUUUGCGGAUGAAGGAGCAUCAUCAAUCAGUUCUGUGAAGGAAUAUUCUAUAUCAUCAAACUUCAAAAACAAUUUGUUGGGAAUCCAUAAAUAUUGCCGGUAUUAACCUCUGAAAGGAUAAUUUAAAUUAAAAUACCUUCAGGUAAAUUAUGAAGUUUUACGAUACCUCUACACUAUCCAUUUGUUCUUGUUUCAUAUUUCUUGAAGCACUUUCACAUACUAACGUAGGUGUACAAAUUUCUUCAGGAGUAUUCUGAAAUUAUUACAAGUUAAAACAAAUUAUUACUUUAUAGCGCUUUGGGAAUACGUUCUUUAAAAAAUAGAUGCAAUAAUGAUAAUUACCUUGUGACAGUCAAUUGAAUUUAGUAGGUUUUUGCGAAUUUUCUCUUUGCUUUCACCAGGUUUUGUUGAGCGUUUAGCUAAAUCCACCAACAUUUUCCCUCUAACGUUAUUCAUUGUUUUCUAAAAUUCCACACUGUUUAUUAAAUAAAUAAUAAAAUAAGUUAUCUAAUAGUUAAAUUCUCUUCACUAAUAAUAAAAAAGAACUCACUUCACUUCACUAAGCCUAAAGAUAUCACAUUCAUGGAGGUAUUUUCCUAAAUUCGUUUCCACAACAUUCACCUACCACUGCUGCCAGCGUACUAAGCGACUAAACAAUCAUUCUUUAAUUACGACAGGACAACGAAGGCAUAUUAUCUAAACGACAAGUCCGAACACACACCGAUGUACUUUGUUAAAAAAACAGGCCCCUACAAUACUGCAAUAAUGUCUUAACCAGCACAUAGUUCUCUUAUGAUACCAAAUAAAAUGACUUAAAAGCCAUUUAGUUCGGAAUUACCUUUGGGUAAAACAGGAUAAGCGCCAUAAUUCUUGAAUUUUUAAUUCAGGUAAAACUACUUAAGUAACUCAUAGAUUUUUGUCACGAUAAAGGAAAAGCAGUUCAAGUGCCUUCCCUUUGAAUAAUGUUUUCAAGGUAAACCAGGAUAAAUGCCACACAUGGGAAAAAUGUGGGUUUUUAAAAAGACUUAACUGUUUUUUUUUUGUUGGUAGAUAACCUAAGUAACACUUUAAUAAAAUAAAUCAGAAAUAUGGUCGCUUUGUAAAUAAAAGAUUUAAUACUCUUCAAAAUUCAUGAUUGACUUGAGCGACACAAAGAUAAUCGUAGCAUGUUUAAAAGUAGUCCAACCGACGCAGGAAAAAAAUCGCAUUUAGUAGUGUUUAAAAGUUUUUUUUGUAAAAAAUGUCGCUUAUGACCUUUUUCCUUUCAAGCAUCGAUAGGAUGAUAUCGUUCCUCCAUAUUUAGAGUCAUAUUUAGAAAUCAUGAAACCAUAUUCAAAUUAAGUUUCUACAACAAAAGGGUGAAGUUUUUACAAGUGAAACAAAUACUCAAGUUAUAUAAAUACGUUUAUUUUACAUCAAGAAUAUAUUUUUUUUUAUUUAUUAAAAUAAGCUCAAUUCGCUCAUAAAUUGUAAAAUUUAGUUUAUAAGAAAACAGAAAUAUCAAUGUUCUAAUCAGUUAUUCUUUGUAGAUUUAUUUUUUUUAAACAGUUGUGAUUGACAGAAUGCCAUAUUUUUAUUUUAAGUUCCAUUGAUUUUUAAGAAAUCGAAAGAUGAAGGGUAAAUUUAAAAUGUUUUGGGUAUCUCUGGAAAUAUUUGCACAGGUAUUCUGUAUAUUUUUUCGGUCAGUAUUUAAUAAGAAUUCAAUUCCAUUCAAAAGCUUAUUAAGCAAAAAAACACAUCAAAAACAAAAACCACUUAAGUCCAUUAUUAUUAAUCUGUUUCCUCAAAACUAGACGAAGAAUUUCUAAUUGAAACUCUAAAGUAGCUAAGUAGGGUUAACCUACCCUUUGGGACCCAAUUUUAUUUUUAAUGAUUUUAAGGAUGUUUUUGCGAGUUAUGGUAUUUUAAGAGAUCAUUUGACAAUAUGUACUAGUUAAAAUUAAAAAAAAUAUAUACAGGGAGAGCAAAAAAUUGUGGGACAAAUAUAUCCCAGCGUGAUUUUUAGGUGGGUUAUAAAUAUCCCUAGGGGCCAAAAAAACACAUUUUUGUAUUUCAAAAUGUUAAUUUUUUUUUAUUCACAAAAAGACAACCCGCAAAGGUAAAUAUUUUAGGACGAAUGAUAAAGCGCAAAACAAUGCUUGCACAACCCUACAUCGCACAUUGCACAAAUAGUAUUGGCUCUACGUUCUUUUUUCUGAACAGCGCAACGAGCACAUCUUCGCCGUUUCGAUGUUUCUAUUGGAAGCUGAUCACCCACAUUUUUCAUUACUUUUGAUCUCUUUGAUGGCCUUCCACAACUGUGUCUUCGAAGUUUGACUGAAGUUUGCUGUUGUCCUUCUUCGAUUAGGUCCUCUGAUAAGGUAAAUAAACAUUCCAGUAAGGGUAUCUUUUUUUGGGUACGACGUAAGUCAUUAUAUAUUACCCAGCUGUUAACAACAGCAAUCAUCAAAAGUCGAUAAUAUACUUUUUUCUACCAUUUGCAUGAUUUUCUGCCAAAGUCAUACACACCACUCAUCUGAUCAGCCAGAUCCACACCACCCAUGAUUUCAUUGUAGUAUGCAAUAGCAGUGGGACAUGGUACGUCAACUCUCUGCCCAGUCUUGUCUUUUCUCUUCACACAGGUCAUAUCAGGGGUAUGGCAGUCACUCAAAAGAAUAACCUGCUUUGUAUCUUGCCAUUUGAUCGCAAUAGAGUUUGUUUGAUUUGAUAAAAACUCGCAUUCACCCCUAGACAUUUUUCGUUUUUCCAGUCCGUUCUUUCAACGUCGUCCUUGCCGCAAUAUACAUUUGCAUCGUAUGUAUAUCGUGUUUUUGCAUCACAUCCACACCAUAAUUUUAUGCCUCUUUUCAUAGGUUUUUGUGGCAUAUAUUGUUUCAGUGAAGAUCUUCCUUUGAAGCCCACCAUGCUCUCGCCAAUACUUUACUGUCGGAUCGAUAUUUCUGAAACGUAUAUUUGAAGCAAGAUAGAAGCUCUUGUACAUAGUAAAUCUUACUGGCCCCUUCUGGCUUGACUGGAUUAUUGAAAUAAAGCUUGAAUAGUAAAAACAAACACCUGUUUUUGGAUAUGGCCGAUUUGAUGGCCUUGUUUCCCAAAGAUGGAUGCUAUGACCAGUAAUGGCGAAGUUUUGGCACCUUAUUGAAACACAUAACUAAUGUGCAGCCAAUAGUAAUCAUAAUCUUCCCUGCAUCAGUGAAAGUCGCCUGCUUUUUUUAAUUUUCUUUGUAAAUUUUGAUUCGCUGGUUUGUAGACUCAGCAAUAAAAGUAAAUAAACUCCGAGGACAAAUUUUAGUGAAAAUGUCCAGCGGGGAGGCAUUUGCAGCAUCAUUCAACUCUACAUUGACUUUCAUUUAGAAAGAGUAGAAUUGGACGCGAAGAGUUUACCCAGUAAGUUGGCUUUUUCCCUUGCUGUUACCGCGAUAGAACCAUCAUCUGCUGUUAGGGGUGGCAAGGCCGACUUAGCAAAUCCUUGACUAACGGCUUUCGAUACCGACCAGAAAGAUCUUGUUCCAUUUGGGCAGUUUAGCAAUUUGUUUUUGAUCCUGUUGUUGUGACUCUCUUUGCAUUCCUCGAUAAUUCGCUUGCAGCUAUUUCUGGAGGUUAAAAAGUUCCUCCAAUUUUCGGUGGAAGGAUGUUGACGCCAUUUGCGAUAUGCUGCGUUUUUAGUGUUUACUGCCUUUUUGCAAUUCAGGUUGAACCAUUGCUCGUUGUUUGAUCUACAUUUAGUAGAAAAAGGGAUAUAAGCUUCCAUUCCUGCCAAGAUCGUCUCUGUAAUUUGGUUUGCACAUUCUGAGAUGUUAUUGGUUCUAAAGCAGACUUCUUUCCAAGGGAAUGAGCGAUAAAAUUCCCGAAGAUGGUUCCACUCUGCUGAUUUAUAGUGCCAUACCUUCCGCGGCAUCGGAGGAUCCUGCGUUUUAACAUCCACCUGGCAAGAGACUGUUAUCAAUUUGUGGUCCGAUGUUCCUAGGAGGGCCUGUACUGAUACAGUGUACGAAUCUCAUACCCAAAUAUUACACCCAAAAUGCAAAAACCAAAAAAAAAACAUCAAAAUACUUUGCUAUUAUAUAUGCUGAACUUACCUAAACAGAUUGUUUCAAAAACCUCACAAAAAAUAUCAAAUUUGUAAAAAAUCAGUGUCAAAAUCCAACAACGUGCUCGCUUUUCGGCGUUUACAAUCAGAAUGACCUCCAAAAAGCGUGUCGCUGCCUGUCGAACAAUUGUUAAAACCCUAAAAUACCCGCUAAUGACAAUUUCCAUUAAAAACGGGACAGAUAGCGCCCAGCAGAUGUUAUGAAAUGUAUGUUGGGAUUUAUUUGUCCCAUUGGGGCCGAAAGGGUUAAAGUGGCGAAAUUCAACAGGUAGAGAUUAUAGUUAAUUUUAAUAAAAUUUAAAAUAAAACAGUUAGUAAUCUUAGUGAUCGGUUCCUUGCUCUCUGAAUACUGAGAUUCAUAAAAUGGAAAGUUCUUAAUGUAUGUUCCAACAUAUUUAAAAGUUGAGUAUUUAAUUAUUUCUGAUCAAAUAUGCUGAAUAAUAUACAGUAUAAGUCACUUAGCAUAUCCGAGCAUUACUUACUAAAUGCUUUAAUCUGUUACGAAAUUUGAGCUUAAAAUAUUUUAAAAAUGUUUUAAAAAAAUAUUAAUACUGACAAGCAUGAUAAAAAAUUGAAUUCCUGUUAAAAAUAAUUAAACACCUUUACACACCUAACCUAUUCUAAGCCAUAAACUAAGCCUUAUAAAAAUAUUAACCACGUGCUGCCAUUGGAGUUAAAAAUACCUCAACUAAUGAUCUUCUAUUUUAUUGCCUUUUGAAUUAUUAUUAUUAAUAUGUACUUACUGUUAACAACUCUCAAAUAUUUGACAGAUGUUUAACAAAUGCUACUAAUUGUUCACGAUCUCAGUUUAGGUCUGAGUUUUCAGACCCUUAAACAGUAGAUCUUGGUGCCAUAUAGAAUUUAUCAGACACGUAUUUUUACUAAUAACCGUUAUUUCGAUCAGUCAAACCAAACUCAAUAAAAGUAUUCGUCCAAUAUGUGCCUUAUUGCAUUCCAAAAACGCUUCCUUAGCCUAGUUGUGUAUAUUUUUAAAUAUUUUUUAUAUACUUAUACAAUAUGUGAAUAGAUGAAUAAAUGAUUAUAAGAAAAA
This is a messenger RNA of Anthonomus grandis grandis, 10213 nucleotides long. RefSeq lists its product as uncharacterized. Gene Ontology annotation, biological process: cell surface receptor protein tyrosine kinase signaling pathway; positive regulation of MAPK cascade. The record is from RefSeq and is a predicted model, not a curated record. Lineage: Eukaryota; Metazoa; Arthropoda; Insecta; Coleoptera; Curculionidae. The transcript has 5 exons. Bases 184 to 1857 code for a protein of 557 amino acids. Gene Ontology annotation, cellular component: cytoplasm.